AUGUCUCCACCUGCCAGCAAUAAGUCAUCUCAGCUAUUGCGCGACCUGAUAUCCUUGCACCGACUGUAUCAGAUUAAUAGAGUCCUUAAUGCUCGAGGGGUUAUGCUUGACCUUGUAUUCAGCAGUGAUGAGAAGUGUGUCGUCUCUCCUGCCUCUGAUCCUGUCUUGCCUUCUGAAGCUGCUCAUCCUCCUCUUCACAUCGAGGUACCCGUACAAACCUGUGGGUCGGUGUCCAAUGUCGCAAAGAAUUAUAACUUUAUGCGAUGCAACACUCAGGAAGUUUACAACGAGCUUAGUCUUUGCUGUGGUGAGGUGUUUUAUCAUAUACCUGAUAGUCAUGAUUUUUUUGAUAAGUUUCAAAAGACCAUUCAUUAUAUUGUUCUGAAGCAUACUCCGUUGAAGAGAGGCGGUGUGUGUAGAUUUCCAUCAUGGUUUCCUCCUGAGUUGAGGAGUGCUGUCGAGUGCAAAGAGAUCUUGCACAGAAAAUACAAGGCUACUGGUAACUAUGGGCAUUAUUUAGAAUUCCAGAGGGCCCGACACCAUUGUAAGAAGCUGAGUGACCUUUGCCAUGCAACGUACAUGGAGCGAGUUAACAACUUUAUUCCCCUAAAUAUCAAGGCUUUCUGGAGUUUUGUCAGGAACUUGAAAUCUGAGUCUACCAGAGCAAAUGAAUAUUUCUCGGAUGAUCAACGUGAAUCUAGUCCUGAGGGUAUAUGUAACCUAUUUGCUGAUUAUUUUGCAUCCGUAUAUAGACCUUCGGUUGACCUCAUCCCUCAGUUUGACUUCUCCACCCAGAUCAAUAUGUCGUCUUGUUCGUUUAGGGUUGAGGAUGUGGAGAGAAAACUUUCAUCAUUGGACACUUCCAAGGGAACUGGGCCUGACUUGAUUCCUCCAUCCGUCUUGCGCUUCUGUGCUCCUAUUAUUGCGCCUCAACUUACAGUUAUCUUCAAUAGAUUACUUGAGGAUGCGCCGCAGCAACAUGGCUUUGUCCGGGGUAGGUCGACAGUUAGCAACUUGGUUGUUUAUGUGGAUUACAUUUUGUCUGCCUUCUCGAGUGGCGUCCAGGUCGAUAGUGUUUAUAUUGAUUUUAGCAAAGCUUUUGAUGCUAUCAGUCAUGGGCACCUUCUGACCAAACUUCAUGGUUAUGGUAUAUGUGGCAGCCUACUUUCUUGGUUUCACUCCUACUUAAAUGAUAGAACUUUCCUAGUUAGUUUCGCUGGCGCCCUGUCAAGACCUUUCACCGCCACUUCUGGUGUCCCUCAGGGGUCACGCCUGGGCCCCUUUCUCUUCAAUCUCAAUAUUAAUGACUUGGUCAAGUCAUUAAAUGUUGACUGCCUAAUGUUUGCGGAUGAUGUCAAGGUCUUCCCUGCUGUUAGGGACCCUUCUGACACUGAGAGACUGCAGAUGAACCUAUGCUUAAUUGAGAACUGGUGCAUCACUAACGCUAUGAGCAUAAAUGCCGCCAAAUGUUCACUGGUUUCUUUCACUCGCUCUGUCCAACCUCUUGUGGUAUCUGACUACGUGCUCAAUGGAACUGUACUAUCUCGCAGUACAAUCGUCCGUGAUCUGGGUGUCGUCUUCUCUGCAGAUCUUAGCCCUGAUAAGCAUAUUGACUUCAUCUGCGGCAAAGCCCUACGAAUGCUCAACUUCAUACUAAGAGCUUCAAGGAGUGGUCUUGGCAUUGUGGCGUUGAAUAUCCUAUAUAAGUCCUUGGUAAUGAGUAUACUUGAAUACUGUUCUGUUGUCUGGUCUCCUUAUCAACACAAUCACAUUGAACGUCUGGACAGGAUCCAGCGACGCUUCGUCCGAGCUGUCGGUGUUAGGCUGGGUCACAACUAUUUUGAUGUACCCAUUGAUCUAGUUGAGGCCUCUCUUGGACUUCUCCCUCUGUCUACCAGAAGGCAACAAGCUGAUGCUCUUUUCCUAUGGGGAGUUCUUCGUGGCACGGUCGAUUGUUCUGACCUACUCUGUCGCAUUGAUCUACGAGCUUCAAGAUUGACCCGCUCAUGUAACCUGUUUUUUGGUCGGUCGCACCCCACCAACUACAUCAUGCACGGUCCUCUUCCACGUUUACAUCGACUGGGCAACCAGCUGUGUCGCCAGUUCGACUUCUUUGAUGACAGCCAAUCUGUGAUCAGAGGAAUCUUCCAGAGUCGGGUUCCCCGGUGA
Messenger RNA from Homalodisca vitripennis (glassy-winged sharpshooter), 2169 nucleotides. RefSeq lists its product as uncharacterized. The coding region runs from base 1 to 2169 and encodes 722 amino acids. The record is from RefSeq and is a predicted model, not a curated record. NCBI's taxonomy places the organism in Eukaryota, Metazoa, Arthropoda, Insecta, Hemiptera, Cicadellidae. The transcript has 2 exons.